CAAAAAAAAAAAAAUCAAAGACUCUCUCUCUCGUUUCGAUCUCAAAGAUUUCACCGACUAAUCGGAGUUUGGAUCGGAGAUUGGAUCCGGGAAUUCAUCGGGAAUCCUUUGUGGGGUUUGGAUCUGUAAAUGGCGCUUGGCUCAAAUUAGUCUUGAUUUUCCUUAAAUCUACUUCGUUUUGCAAUUGAUCAUUUUCGUGAAGCUUGCAGAUCCGUCGAUCUCUCGCGGAGAUUUUUGUGAGGGUUUAGGUUUAGGGUUUUUAUCCCGAUUUCGAUAGCGUUUACAAAUUGAUGGCUUCGACUCCUCAAUUCCUGCUGGAUGAUCAAACGGACGAGGAUUUCUUCGACAAACUUGUUGAUGACUCCUUCUCUCCCAGCGAAGCUCACGCUUCAUCUUCUGCUAAAGAGCUGAAAUUCGACGACGGAAGUGACUCCGAUGACGCCAAAGCGUUUGCGAAUCUCUCCCUCGUUGACGAUUCUGUGGGUGAUGGGGACGUAACAUUGAACGAAGCAGGCCCGAGGAUCGAUGUUGCAAACGAGGGUACAAGUAGUUCGCUGGGAAAAGAAGAGCCUUCAUCAAUUGCUAUGGAAGCUGUUCAAUUUGCGCACAGUGAUGACAAUAAGUUAAGAGAUGAUGUGCUGAGAUCGGAGGUUGAUGAUAUGCCACUAUCUGAAACAGCAAAAGAAAGCAAUACAAUCGAUGGAUCUGGGAGUCCUGGGGUUAAGGAGGUUGAUUGGGGCUCUUUCUAUGCGGAUUCGUCUGUAAAUGACGGUCAUGGGUUCGGUUCAUACUCUGAUUUCUUCACUGAGUUGGACGGAUCUACAGGAAAUUUACAGGGAAAGGCGGAGGUAGAUGUGGUUGCUGCAGGAAACUUUGUAUCCAAUCCUACAAAUUUAAGUGUUGGUUUAAAUAAUUCGGCAGGUUUCGAGCAACAUCAGGGUGAAGUGAAUCACGUUUCUGAAAAUGGGCAGUACGUGAAUAACAGUCAAUCUUGGGAAAAUCUCUAUCCUGGAUGGAAAUAUGAUGCAAGUACUGGCCAGUGGUAUCAAGUUGAUGGUGGCCAUGAUGCAAGCAUUAUAAAUUCACAGGAGAGCUAUAUUAACCCAACGAGUAACUGGGAAAGCGUUGCUUCUACUGAAAACUCGGAUGUUGCUUAUCUGAGACAAAGUACAACAUCUGCAGUGGCUGGUACAGCUGAGAGUGUGUCUUCUUGGAACCAGGUUUCACAAAUGGGCAAUGGAUAUCCAGAACACAUGGUCUUUGACGCGCAGUAUCCGGGGUGGUACUAUGACACAAUUGCUCAAGAAUGGCGCUCCCUGGACAGCUACAACCAGGCUUCUCAAACAACUGGAUCUGGUCAAAAUGGCCAUGCUCUUACAGCUAUGUAUAACAGUAAUAGCGAGGGUAGCAUGUACAGUGUUAACGAUAAAAAACAGACAUUCAAAGUGCAAGAAUUUGGUAUACAGAGCCAACACGGAGGUUGGGACGAAUCCUACUAUGCCAACGAUCAGCAGGCUACAAAUACAUGGCAAUCAGAAAAUGGAGGUAAGGCUGUAACAUCUGCCUCAUUAUCAAAUUCCGGAGGAACCCAGCAAGUAAAUAGUUUGUACAGUACAGAAUCUGUGGCUGAACAGUUUAAGCCAAAUGAGAUUGGAGUUCAAGGCUUCAUCCCUCAGCAUACGAAUGUGUCUAGUGUCACGCAGAAUGGACCAUUGACUUCCUCAAAUGAUUUCUAUAAUAGAAAGAAAUCCGUAGAUGGGCGUCCACCACAUGCACUUGUCAGUUUUGGAUUUGGUGGGAAGCUCAUUGUUAUGAAGGAUAGUCAUGGCUCUCUGCAGAAUUCACCAUUUGGGAGUCAGGGAGCUGGGGGAAGCUCUAUAUCUGUCCUAAACUUGGCAGAAGUUAUUUCUGGGAAUGCCUCUUAUUCAAGUCUCGGGGAAGACUCUUCGAGUUACUUUCGUUGUCUGCAUCAACAAUCUCUUCCAGGUCCCUUGGUUGGAGGAAAUGUUGGAAGUAAAGACUUACAUAAGUGGCUUGAUGAGAGAAUUUUACAUUGUGAAUCUUCCGACAUGGACUUUGCAAGAGGGAAGCUGUUAAAAUUGCUUCUUUCUUUGCUCAGAAUAUCUUGUCAGUAUUAUGGGAAACUCCGGUCUCCUUUUGGAACUGAUGCAACGCAAAAGGAAAUGGAUUCUGCAGAAUCAGCAGUCGCUAAACUUUUUGCGUCUGCCAAGAAAGAUGGCGUACAAAAUGGUAGUUAUGCUACUUUUAGCCAAUGCUUGCAGCAUUUACCACCUGAAUCACAAAUGCAAGUAACUGCUUCUGAGGUGCAGAAUCUUCUGGCUUCUGGUAGGAAAUUGGAGGCUCUGCAAUGUGCACAGGAAGGCCAUUUGUGGGGACCAGCGCUUGUUAUCGCGGCACAGCUUGGGGAUCAGUUCUCUGCGGACACUGUGAAACAAAUGGCCCUUCGCCAGCUGGUACCUGGGUCACCUUUGCGGACAUUGUGCUUGCUGGUUGCAGGACAGCCAGCUGAAGUGUUCUCCAAUGGCAGUACAAGCGAUAGCAGUUUUCCUGGUUCCGUUAGUGUGCCUCAACACCAAGCCCAGUUUGGAAGUAGUAGCAUGCUUGACAAUUGGGAAGAGAAUUUGGGUAUAAUAACUGCUAACAGAACCACAGAUGAUGAGCUUGUGAUUACUCAUCUUGGAGAUUGCAUGUGGAAAGAAAGGGGCGAGAUAAUUGCGGCGCAUAUUUGCUAUUUAAUCGCGGAUAAGAACUUUGAUCCAUACUCAGAUAGUGCCAGGCUCUGCCUCGUCGGAGCAGAUCAUUGGAAAAAUCCUAGAACUUAUGCAAGUCCAGAGGCUAUACAGAGAACUGAGUUAUAUGAAUACUCUAAGACGCUGGGAAACUCUCAGUAUAUCUUACUACCGUUUCAACCAUAUAAAGUCAUAUAUGCCCAUAUGCUGGCUGAAGUUGGUAAACUUUCGUCUGCACAGAAGUAUUGCCAAGCAGUAUUGAAAUGCCUCAAGACUGGCCGAUCACCUGAAGUGGAAACGUGGAAACAGUUUGUUUUGUCACUCGAAGAGAGAAUCCGUAUCCACCAACAGGGCGGAUAUACUGUGAAUUUGGCCCCAGCAAAACUUGUUGGAAAAUUGCUAAACUUUAUUGAUAGUACGGCACAUCGUGUUGUUGGGGGCAUGCCACCUCAUGCACCGCAUUCAACAACAGGAAACCUACAAAUUAAUGAAUACCAUCAUCAACAGCAGGAAGCCACCAAGUUUCCAUAUAGUCAAUCGACUAAUACAAUGCAAUCGUUGAUGUCACCUGCUUCAGUGGAACCUGUACAUGAGUGGGGUGGGAACGGGAGGGCGAUGGCAGCACAUUCUAGAAGUGUGUCAGAGCCAGAUUUCGGUAGGACGCCAAUACAGGAUCAGCCUGACUCCUCAAAAGACAAAGCUACUGAUGGGAUGGCACAGGUGAAAUCAACUAGGAAUGUGACAACUUCGCGGUUUAGCCGCUUUGGUAUUGGCAUACUGAAGAACACCGUAGGGAGGGUCUUGCAAUCUCGGUCAUCUAAUGAGGCAAAAUUGGGUGAGGAGAAUCAAUUCUACUAUGACGAUAAACUAAAGAGAUGGGUGGAGAAAGGUGUCGAACCCCCAGCUGAAGAAGCUGCACUGCCUCCUCCUCCAACAUUAGGCACGUAUCAAAACAACUCAUUGGGUUCUGAAAGCAAAUCUGACAUGAAGAACGAGAUGUCUCCGUCUAGUGGGAGCUGGAGCAGUGGCAGCCCAACUCCGUCAGAGAAUUCUUCGGGAAUCCCACCAGCCUCACAGGGCUCGAAUCAAUUCUCUGCGCGUGGACGUAUGGGUGUGCGUGCAAGAUACGUUGACACAUUUAAUCAAGGCCGUGGAAACUCUCAGACAAUGUUUCAGUCACCUCCUACACAAUCUGCUAAACCACCAAUCCCUGCAAAAGCAAAAUUCUUUAUUCCAGCAGCACCUGCAUCGUCUUCAAACGACCAGGUAACGGAAUCGGCUGCUGCUGAAACCAGACAGGAGGAGUACUCAGCAGAAGAAGUAGCUGCCUCUGCAGGGGCUCCACCACCACCAAGCCACUCUUCGUUCCAGUCCCCGACACCAUCUCCAAUGACAAUGCAGAGAUUUCCAAGUCUAGAUAACAUCAAAAGAAGUGGAUCAGGAAUGAGUCUUAAUGGUGAUCUUCCUCCUUCCGGUUCCAGAAGAACAGCUUCAUGGAGCGGAAGCUUCAACAGCUCGUAUACAUCUCCAACGGGUCCAUCAAAAUUUAAACCAAGCCCACUAAACAGUAGCAGCAGCAGCGUAGGAGAGGAGGAGCUUCAAGAAGUGGAACUGUAAGUUUGAAAUCUGUAAUAUCAAAAAGUUUUGCUCACUGUCACAGGUAGUCCGAUCAAAUGUUAAUCCAUGAGUUACGCAAUACAUAAGACUCUCGGCCUCUGACAAUGAUAGGGGUAAUAUGUAUGCAGUUUGUAUUGUUUGUUUUUUUUCUUAUUCAGUAUAGAUUCAUUAAUUUUUCUUUCUUUUUAACUGACUUCAAUAGUUAAUUAGUUAUACAAUAAUACAGAUUAAUGUUUUGUUCA
Molecule: messenger RNA, 4609 nt
Organism: Eutrema salsugineum
Lineage: Eukaryota; Viridiplantae; Streptophyta; Magnoliopsida; Brassicales; Brassicaceae
Product: protein transport protein SEC16A homolog
Exons: 13
Coding region: 291-4367 (1358 amino acids)
Biological process (GO): COPII vesicle coat assembly; Golgi organization; autophagy
Cellular component (GO): endoplasmic reticulum exit site; ER to Golgi transport vesicle membrane
Source: RefSeq, a predicted model, not a curated record